Messenger RNA from Fusarium proliferatum ET1, 1431 nucleotides. RefSeq lists its product as uncharacterized. NCBI's taxonomy places the organism in Eukaryota, Fungi, Ascomycota, Sordariomycetes, Hypocreales, Nectriaceae. Gene Ontology annotation, molecular function: serine-type endopeptidase activity. The record is from RefSeq and is a predicted model, not a curated record. Gene Ontology annotation, biological process: proteolysis. Bases 1 to 1431 code for a protein of 476 amino acids. The transcript is spliced from 2 exons.
AUGAUAGGUCAGAGGAGUAUUUAUAUGUGGAAGGCUUACUUAUCCAGAGACCAAAUAUCGCAAGUUGAGAGCCUCGACGGUGUCAAGUCCGUGCAGCCCAACCUCCACAAUCUGAACCGUAGAUACGUGGCAGGCCGGUACUACAUCGAUCCUCUUGACCGCGAAAAUCAAGAGCAGUGUGCUGAGACAGGCGCCUCUCUCGCGAAAUUGCUUGGAGAACAUAACUGUGAUCCAUACAAUAGCGUUUCAGAUGGCAAAUUAAGCAAAUGGACAGCCGAUUUGUCCAACGAACAAGUAGACUGGGAGGAAGAUGAUAAUUUGCCAGACUUCACAGAGCUUUUCCAAAAGCUAUUCGCCAUGGAUGUUCCGCUAGUUUGUAUAUCAGGGAACAUCGAGGAAGGUUUUGAAGAACCUGAGGUAGAUGAGUAUCCCCCAUUGAUGGAAGGGCCUGACUUGCCAUUGAUCGUGGUGGGCUCGGUGGAUUCUACGGGGAAUCGGUCCGAGUUUUCAAAAGGUGGACCUCAUGUAACUCUACAUGCAGUUGGUGAUCCCAUCGAGUGCUUGCCAAGAGAUAGCAAGGACCCAGUUGAACGAGCAGGAACAUCAUAUGCCGCGCCACAAGUCGCCGGCGAGAUCGCCAAUCUUCUCUCGUACGAGAAAGUCCCCUUUGAUACCAGCGAUGGGAACCUUGUGAAGAAUGUUAAAACCUACCUUCAGUCGGAUGCAGCCAGUUGGGAGCGUUACCCCGGCAUUCGCGUUCUUUGGAAUGGCGUGCGGGAGGAGAAUAACCCGAGAGAAACCGUUAAGUGCAACGGCCAUGAAACCGAUAGGUACGUUGAGCAGGAAGAAGUCAAGCAUCUGAUCGAAGAUGAAUUCUGCCCUGAGGUCGGUAGUUCGCGUGGUCUUCGCCGACUAGGUUCCGCGCUUUCACGGACAUACAACAUUGAUACACCGAACAAGGCCACACUGUCUGUGAGUCUGGAUCAAGGGCACAGCGUAACUGACUGUGUCAAAUACCUCAUGAUGACUAUGUAUAACUGUUACCGCGUCGACAAUGACCCCUCCGAUUAUAAAGGUGGUGGCCAAACUAUCGUUGGUGACGCUACCUAUGAAGUAUACCCUGGUUCUCUGCGCUCGCCGUCUAGGUAUGGCAAGCAGGCUGGUUGCGACAGCACGUACAAGUUCACCUUCAAUGAGUAUUGGGUAUGGGGCCACGGCUGGGCAAGUUCAGACCAUGGCGAGGCUCUCAAAGAAGAAAUCAAAGGCUGCGCACUACUGCCUGACACAUGGAAAUUCACCUAUGGCAUCGGAGAAGAUGGCCGUGAGUGGACUGCCAGGUUUCGUACCGGGGUUUUUCAGAAAAGCUGUGUUAGUAAUGCAGUUGGAAAGGCAUCGGGCAUUGGCGACUUUGGGUGUGCAGGAUCUGGUUAG